Messenger RNA from Emericellopsis cladophorae, 2601 nucleotides. RefSeq names its product E3 ubiquitin-protein ligase-like protein. The record is from RefSeq and is a predicted model, not a curated record. Gene Ontology annotation, molecular function: zinc ion binding; calcium ion binding. The coding region runs from base 1 to 2601 and encodes 866 amino acids. Gene Ontology annotation, cellular component: membrane; cytosol; intracellular membrane-bounded organelle. NCBI's taxonomy places the organism in Eukaryota, Fungi, Ascomycota, Sordariomycetes, Hypocreales, Bionectriaceae. The transcript has a single exon.
AUGUGGUUCUCGACACCCUCCGUCGAGAGUAUAACGCGGCCACGCGUGGCUGUCGCACUCGUGUCAGCCUUCGCCGCCGCAUCGGCAUCAUAUUACCUCCAUCAGCAAAGUCAUUACGCGCAAGUUGAGCUGCCCGGUGCUGGUUUACAUCGCAGAAAUGCUGUGCGCCGUAACCGCCGAUCGCAAAGACACGAGACCGAGUCGAGCUCCGAAUCCGACGUGGCGGGAGACGAGAACAUUGACAUCUCGCCCCUUCACGAUGGCGAGACUGAUGUAGGAGAUGGCGCUGAGGAAUGGGAUGCUCUGGGCCAGCUACAGCCCAACCAGCGCGCUGGCCACAACAUCGUGAACUUGCUCUUCCGUGUCUCCGAGGACAACGCCAGGCGGACAGGAUGCGUGCACCGUGGAUGCCAAUGUAACUCGUGUGGCAUGGUGCCGAUCCGUGGAAUCCGCUAUCGAUGCGUCAACUGCGACGAUUUCGAUCUCUGCGAGACGUGCGAGUCCCAGGGUAUGCACAUCAAGACGCAUAUUUUCUACAAGAUUCGUGUCCCUGCCUCGUCCCUCGGUCCCAAGAAGAUGCAGCCUGUCUGGUACACCGGAGACCCCGACAUGCGCCGGAAAACCCUCCCCAAGAAUCUCAUCGCCACGCUAUCGCGCGAGACCGGUUUCGAAAGGCCGGAACUAGAAGCUUUCUGGGAGCAGUGGACUUUCAUGGCGAAUACCGAGUGGAGAGACGACCCAGACGGCCUGGAACUCGCCAUGGACCGAAAGACAUUUGAGCGUUGCUUAAUCUCGAGUGGAGUAUCACAAUACGCCGCCCCGAACCUGAUCCACGAUCGAAUGUUUGCCUUUUACGAUUACAACAACGAUGGACUGAUUGGUUUCUCUGAAUUCCUGCGCGCCCUUUCGUAUAGGAAGCGUCGCGACAAGCUGCGCAAGGUCUUUGAGGGCUACGACAUUGACGGUGAUGGAUAUGUCAGCCGCCGAGACUUUCUCCGGAUGUUUCGCGCAUACUACGUCCUCUAUAAGGAAAUGCACAAGAAUAUACUGGACGGGCUCCAGGACCAGUUGUUGGCGAGCACGGAGGCGCAGCAACUCAUUGCCAGUCGCCAGCCGCUGAGCAGUUUGUUUGGUCGCGAGGGUCGUGUGCCGCAUGGCGAGCGGACGCUGCGGCUGGACGGGAAGCAGCUUCGCACAGACGGUAGUGUUGAGAUUGAGCCAGGCUUUGAUCCAAUCGCGCCUAACGGGGGCGACACGGCCAGCAGGCAGGAUAUCUUGACAAGCCUCUUUGCCGUGGACUCGACACCUCGUGAGAGGAACCGAUGGAGAAUCAUUGCUAGCACAGGGAACAACCCAGAUGGGACGCAGACCUUUAGGGAUGUCGAUGCAGACAGACCAUAUCUCGUGACGCUGAUGGACCCACCGCUCACUCUGGACGACCUUCCUGAUGCCAUCAUGGCUGGCCAUACUUUAGAAAUUGAGGAUAUGGACGAGGAUGACAAGGAUGACUCAGAUUCAGAAGUGGCUCCAGAACCCGAGGUCGAGGGCUUGCGGUAUCCUACCGAAACAGAAGAGAGGAUCAAAGCGCUCUCGUAUAACCGACGUCGCAUACCACAGCUCGAGAAGAGAAAACGAGACAUGGCGCGAGACCAGCUGCACGACCGCUGGAAGCGCCGCCAAUUCUAUCUGGACGAGGAAGAAGGUGGCGAGGCACCUUGGGACUGGGAAGACAACGAAGAUAUUUUCCUCGAGCACGAGCAUGCCCGCAACAAUCCGAAGACAACGGAAACGCUAGACACAAUGUCGUGGGCUGACAGCAAGGUACACUAUGCGGACCGUGAAGAUCCGGACGCAACAUCCAGCCCCUCAACCUCAUCAACAAGCAUUCCAGAUCGCUGGAGCGAGCCCGACGUCCCUCAACAAGAGCAAGAUGCGGGCAAGGAAAUCCUGUACCAGAUCACUCAGCAGGCCUUCAAUGAGCUCCUGGACAACAUUUUCAAAACCGCUGAGAGCAAUGCUGUCGAGGCCAGAGAAACUAGGCAGCAACGCGAGGAGUACAAGAAAGAGAUCGAGGAAUAUGCAGCCCGCAAAUUAACUGCCGGCAAUCAGGAAGAUGCCACCGAGAUUGAUUCAGACGUCAAGGACCUUGUCGCCGACCCAGAACCUCGGGGCGAGAAGGCCCUCACAAAGCUGUUGGAAACCAGCGGUUACACAGUUUACCGAGAUCCCGAGCCUGAGUGCAGAAACGCCUGCGAUCUUGGCAACGUAGCCAGGGACGAGGUGAAAUCAGCAUCAGCCGCCAUCGCAGAUCCGACCAUGCCCCAGAACAUGCCCAGCACUCUCACCUGGGCUGAUUUCUACAAGCAGACGCACGGCAUUCAGAAGGUCUAUCCGGUCACCUGCAAGAUUCAGGAGGAAAAGCCUACAGACGAGCAGCUCGACAAGUGGCUCAAGCUGAACGAAACAGAGCAGCAAGCGCUUGCGCGUGGAGGUUGGGGCCGUCUCAACUACGCCGAGUUUGAGGAAAUCUACCGCAGCCAAGAGCAAAAGGGCAACCGUCUUGACUACGUCGGAAGCUGGAUCGACUUUUCCAUCCCCUAG